Brachypodium distachyon (stiff brome) is the source of this 2286-nucleotide messenger RNA. Its product is annotated as probable leucine-rich repeat receptor-like protein kinase At1g68400. The transcript has 2 exons. Gene Ontology annotation, biological process: protein phosphorylation. Lineage: Eukaryota; Viridiplantae; Streptophyta; Magnoliopsida; Poales; Poaceae. The record is from RefSeq and is a predicted model, not a curated record. Gene Ontology annotation, molecular function: protein kinase activity; ATP binding; protein binding. Bases 172 to 2148 code for a protein of 658 amino acids.
CGGCCAUUGCGCCAUCAACUUCUCUGCCUCGUUCCCUUGCGCAGCCGUGGUGCCUGCUACAAACAUUCUCGCCUACCUUGAUCCAUUGUCCUGAGUGACCAGCCCCUGCAAACAACUUUGAACUUAUCAUUAGUUCAUUCCAUACUCUCUGUUUUUGUUCCUGGCGAAACCAUGGCGCUACGCGUGCUCUUCUUCUUCUUGAUGACGGCGUCCUUCCCAGCUGCCUGUGUCUCCUCCCAUGCCCGGAGCCCUGACGCCGUGGCGCUGCUCGCCUUCAAAUCAACGUGCGCCGGGCGCGCCGCCGCUGCACUCGGUUCCUGGACGGAGUCCUCCGACCCCUGCUCCGACGAGUGGCGCGGCAUCACUUGCCAGCGCUCGUUCUCCACCUCUUCCCAACCUCGCCGCGUCCGUCGUGUUGUUCUUGAAGGCCUAAGCCUUGGUGGGGAAGCUCGCGUCCUCGCCGCGCUCACGGAUCUCCCUUCGCUCUCGUCCCUUAGCCUCAAGAACAACAAUUUCACGGGAUCGCUCCGUGACGUCGACAUCUCCCCUUUCGCGCCGCACCUCAAGCUCCUGUACCUCUCCGGCAACGGCUUCUCCGGGCCGUUUCCCGAGUCCAUCCUACGCCUUCGUCAUCUGCGCCGUCUCGACCUCUCCGGCAAUCGGUUCAGUGGCACGAUCCCUCCGGAGAUCGGCCAUCGCCUCCGCGCUCUCGUGACGCUGAAUCUCGCACGCAAUUCGUUCGUCGGGCCCGUGCCCACCUCUCUGGAAGCGAUGGCGAAGCUUGCCGAGCUCGACGUCUCCGGUAACCGCCUCAAGGGGCAUAUCCCCAAACACCUCACGGCCGCCUUCCCCGCGUCAUCGUUCGCGGGCAAUCCCGAGCUUUGCGGUGCCCCGCUGCGCCGCCGGUGCAAUGGACAGCAGCAGAGAUUACACGCCGGCGGCCAUGACGAGGGAUCGCAUGGAAAUAGGAAGAGGAGCCACGACCGGUGGAUGGUCGUGAUGGUCAUGGCGGCGGUGGGCGCGGCGGUGGCCACGCUGAUCGCCGCGGCACUGUGCGCCGCGCUGUGGCUGAAGAACAGGAAGCCCACGCGGCCGAGCGGCAGCAGCUCGCGCACCAGCUCGAUGUUGUCGCAGGAGGAGGAGACGGUGCGCUUCGACGGGUGCUGCGUGGAGUUCGACGUGAGGAGUCUCAUGAUGGGAGCCGCGGAGAUGCUGGGGAAAGGCGCGGCGGCGACGACGUACCGCGUGGUCAUGGGAGGAGGAGGCCCAAACGAGGCAGCCGCCGGCGUGGAUGAUGAGACGGCGGGCGGCGAGGCGGUGGUGGUGAAGAGGCUGAGGAGAAGGGAAGGCGCGACCCGGGAGGACGAGAGGCGGCGGCGGGAGCUGGCCAGGGAGAUGGGCUCGUGGCGGCACGACAACAUCGUCAGCCUGCGCGCCUUCUACGCGUCGGCGGAGGAGCUUCUCCUCGUCUUCGACUACGUCCCCAACGGCAGCCUCCACAGCCUCCUGCAUGAGAACCGGGGACCGGCACGGGCGCCUCUGGACUGGCAGACGAGGCUGAAGCUGGCGCAGGACGCGGCGCAAGGCCUCGCCUACCUCCACGGCGUCUCCUCCUCCGGCUCCAGGAGGCACGCCCACAGGCACCUCACUUCCUCCAACAUCCUCAUCGACGGCAGCGGCAACGCGCGCGUCUCCGACUUCGCCCUGCUCCAGCUGCUCGUGCCAGCGCCACCAGAAUCGGCCCUGAAACAGCAGCAGGAAGACGUGCGAGGCUUCGGGGUGAUCCUGCUGGAGAUCCUGACGGGCCGGUUGCCGGAGGAGGACGGGAAGCCGGACAUGGCGCGGUGGGUGCGGACGGUGGUGCGUGAGGAGUGGACCUCCGAGGUGUUCGACGUGGAGCUGCUGCGGGGCAGGGGCGCCGAGGACGAGAUGGUGGCGCUCCUCCAGGUGGCGCUGCUCUGCGCCGCCGACGACCCGACGGAGCGGCCCAGGAUGGCGGUGGUGGCCAGGAUGAUCGAGGACAUCAGGGACAGGGGCAGCAAGAGGAGCAAGUACUCUGCUUCCCCGUCGCAGGCUGGGUGUUCCUACGAGUCGUCUCCUUGCGUCUCCGAGGACACCGCGAAGUCUACCACUGCCUCAAGCUCCUAACUUGCCUGCGCGCCAUUCGACGGCGUCCUAGUAGUUGCGAUGUGUGUUUGUUUCGUUCCUCCGGGUUCCCUCCCAAUUCCCAAACAAUGUCUCGAGAUAAUAUGCUGGUAAACUAGAAGAUAGAGGAUUUUCUGGGUA